ACGACGUACAAAACUGUUACUGUUCGUAUAAGCCGCUUUACAAAAGACGAAUAUUCAUUUACUCUUACGGUUGCUUUAACGACUGACCAUUUAUAGCGAAACCCAUUGUUUCAUUUUAGCUGUUUUAAAUAUUCCCAACUCAUCAGAGGUUACUCGAUCGUUUACCAUUGCUAAUCAUUACAAUCACUAGUAAAUAUUUAACGUCUAAGCUAGAAGCUAAAUACUUUGGAUAACCAUGACUCAAGAAGGACAGAUUCCACCUCCUCCCGUUAUUUGGGCUCAAAGAAGUAAUAUUUUGUAUGUAACAGUGUGUCUAGAAGACUGUAAAAAUCCAACUAUAAGAAUUGAGCCAGAUAAAAUAUACUUCAAAAGUGUUGGUGGAGUAGACGGUAAAGAGCAUGAAGUAACAAUCAAUUUAUACAAGGAAAUAGAUCCAGAAAAAUCGGUCAAAACUCCCAAAGGCCGAAUUUAUGAAAUGAUUUUGUCAAAGAAAGAACCCGGUCCAUUCUGGCCUAGACUUACAAAAGAGAAUAAAAAGUUCCAUUGGCUGAAAAGUGAUUUCAAUAAAUGGCAAGAUGAAGAUGAAAGUGAUGAUGAAGUAGGUAACAUGGAUCCAAACAGUUUGGAAGAGAUGAUGCGUCAAAUGGGUGGACUUGGUGGAGCUGGUAAUAAUAUGGCCAAACCUAACUUUGAUGAUUUAGACAAUGAUGCAGAGGGUGAUGAUGACAGUGAUGACGACGAGAUGCCCGAUUUAGAAUAAACAACUGAUUAAGUACUGAUUAUUAAUAAUGGGACGAAUUGCAUUGUUAUAGAAAUCAACAUGCUCAUACAAACUUCUUUAUCAUAUCUUAUUGUUUUUAUGUUAUAAAAAUAAAUGGCCUUUACUAUACCACUAGUAGUAAAAAAAAUUAAAUAACUUCAA
Molecule: messenger RNA, 922 nt
Organism: Trichogramma pretiosum
Lineage: Eukaryota; Metazoa; Arthropoda; Insecta; Hymenoptera; Trichogrammatidae
Gene: p23
Product: prostaglandin E synthase 3
Exons: 3
Coding region: 236-760 (174 amino acids)
Biological process (GO): protein folding; chaperone-mediated protein complex assembly
Cellular component (GO): nucleus; cytosol
Molecular function (GO): protein-folding chaperone binding; Hsp90 protein binding
Source: RefSeq, a predicted model, not a curated record